UUGUCUGUUUCUCCCAAGAAACCGUAAACUCCCUCAGGAUAGUGACUUUCCUUUUUGCCACUAAAUCCCAAAGGCCUAGCACGAAUGUCUGGAGUAUCUGUUGUUUAACAUGUAAUUACUGAGUAGGUGUUGAACAGAGUUGUGAUGGGUGUUACAUUUUUGUGUCUUUGGGCUGUAAGUAGCAGAAACCACAAACAGCAGCAGCUUUAUUAAGAACAUCUCAUUAAGUUUGGAACAAGGUGUCUGGAGCGAGCAGUCCCAGGCUUAGUGCCAUGGCUCAGUGGUAUCAUAAGCAUCUAAGCUCUUCUGCUCUUUGCUCUGCCAUCAUUGGCAUGGUGAUUUUCAUUCUCCUUAUGAUCGAAAGAUGGCUGCCAUACUCCAAGCAUCACAUCUUCACCUAUCGCUUUCAAAGGAAGGGAGUAAAAGAUAGAAAAUAAGCUAUUUUCUCUUUUUCAUCAAUAGGUUCAUCUUUUCCAGAAGACCUCUGUCCCUAGUUGUCUUUCUUUUGCACGUUACUGUUGAGAACUGGGUCACAUGCCCACUCUUAGGUAAAUCGUGACUCAUCCUGGUGCUUUCAGCUGAAGUCAGACUGCCCAGACAAAGGAGCUAUUCUUUUAGCAGAAAUAUGAGUGAAUAGUGGAUGGAUAAGAAGUAAGUGACAGCUGCUCCUCAAGUCUUUAAUUACGUUUUACUAAAACCCAGGACAACUUUCUCCAAAUCUGAGCUCUACCUCAGAUUGGUAACACUUAAAAUGCCACAUUUGUGAUCACAUAUUUCUCUUUAGUGUGGGCACUUCAGCAGCCUCUCUGGCAUGCAAAGCUGUAAUUGUUUGUUUCCAUCAACCACUUCCUCCUGGGCCAGAGAGCACGUUGGAUUCUCCUAAACUUCAAGGCAGCACUGGUUUCCUUGAAGGCAACCAAUGACUCUCUUAGGCAGAAGAGAGAGUCAAGUGUCAUCUUCUGUAGUCUUCACUCCUGGUAAGUUUUCUUCCAUAGCCAAAGUGGCAAGGAUUUUUCUCAGUGGACUAGAUGCAAUAAAAAGAAAAAAAAAAAAAGAUAAAAUUCUUUCUUAUGAACAACUUAAACUUUGAGUGGAUCCCAGUGCACCUAUUUUUUGAUAAAAAAUAUCAAGUUCAGUGGUAAUUAUACAAUUGUGGAAAUUUAGAUGAUAUCCCCAAUAAUCAGCCUUUCUAGCUCCUCCUGCAUUCUAUGCUUAUCUGAAAACUUUUUACAAACUAAAAAAAGAAAAUGAAAGGAGUCAAAUUAUUAUUAGAAACUUCUUUUUUCUUCAUUAGAGUUACAAUAAUGGUGACGAUGAUUAUCUUUUAUUGAGUGUGACAGGUGCUAUUGUUGAUAUUUUACAAAUAUCUUAGAUCGUCAUAUCAACUAUUAAUUAUUGACACUUUAUAUAUUAGAAACCUAAAUUCAGAUUUUAAGUAAUCUGCUCAGGCUCAUCAGUAGAGCAGGUACUAGAGUUCAAGUUUUCCUGAUUCCAAAAUGAUUGCUACAUUCUCCAUCAUGAACCAACUCCUCUUCCUUAGAUUCUCAUUGUCACCCCAACAUAUCCAUAUCCCGAAGUUCCACAGGGUUUUUAUUCAUCUCUAACUAGUUAAUCUUUUUGCCUUGGGGUUUUAGUGAAGUGGCCAUUCUCAUUCAUUGGCUGAGAUACUUACAGGCAGUGCACGAAAUUAUUAAUCUUUCUGGUUCAACAACUUAAGUCUAGAGCCUAUCACAUCUCACAUCAGCAAAUAAACACCAGGGAGGGGGAAAAAAAAAAGAAACACAUUAAGCGGAUAGAUGAAUGGGCCAAUCCUGUGGCUGAGGAGAGUAUUUCCUCUCUUUUCUUUGUUAGCCUAAUAGGUGAGGAUUGUGGUAAGAGGUUUUAAAAGCACCUGAGAAAGCAGUGACAAGUAGUGACUGCUCUGAGUUCACAUAAGUCUCAAGCAGCUUUGACUUUUCCCUAAAGAGUCAGGAGGGACCCUAACAAGUCUGGUUUAGAUGGAGGAGAAGAGUAAGAAGGACCACCGGGCUCUGCUCAACCAAGGAGAGGAGAAUGAACUGGAGGUGUUUGGUUACCGGACCCAGAAUCUUCGCAGAGCCCUGUGCCUUAUAACAACCAUGCUGACAUGUGGGGUUCUUCUGCUGGUGUUCUACUGGAAGCCCCAGUGGAGAGUGUGGGCUAAUUGCAACCCAUGCCCUUUGCAAGAAGCAGACACUGUUUUGCUAAGAACAACGGAUGAAUUCCAAAGAUAUACGAGGAAGAAGGUUAUAUGCCUCUACUUAGCGACACUGAAGUUUCCUAUAAGCAAGAACCCAGAAGAACCCCUGGUGGCUGACCGCCACUCUGUCAUUAACCAUGCGGUAUUGAAGCCAGAAUUAAAACUGCGAUAUAUCCAAGUGCGGAAAAUCAGGUAUGUUUGGGACUACUUGGAGAAGAGGUUUCAGAAAGUCGGCCUGCUGGAAGACAGCAACUCCUGCUAUGAUAUCCACCACACGUUUGGACUGGGCCUGACCAGUGAAGAGCAAGAGGUCAGAAGAUUAGUGUGUGGGCCCAAUGCCAUUGAGGUAGAAAUCCAGCCCAUAUGGAAGCUGCUUAUUAAACAGGUUUUAAAUCCAUUCUACGUGUUCCAAGCCUUUACCCUAACUUUGUGGCUGUCUCAAGGUUACAUAGAAUACUCUGUGGCCAUCAUCAUCUUGUCUAUUAUCUCCAUUGUCUUAAGUGUGUAUGAUUUGCGACAGCAAUCAGUGAAGCUGCACAACCUUGUGGAGGAUCACAAUAAAGUCCAGGUUACAGUCAUGGUAAAGGACAAAGGUUUGCAGAAGCUGGAAUCCCAUCUCUUGGUUCCUGGGGAUACUCUUAUUCUUCCAGGAAAAACUUCAUUGCCAUGUGAUGCUAUCCUGAUUGAUGGAAGCUGUGUGGUGACUGAAGGCAUGCUCACAGGAGAAAGCAUACCUGUCACAAAGACGCCACUGCCCCAUACGGAGAACACCGUGGCCUGGAAAUCCCACAGCUUGGAGGACUAUCGGAAACAUGUCCUUUUCUGCGGGACAGAAGUUAUCCAGGUCAAGCCGUCUGGGCAGGGGCCAGUGAGAGCAGUUGUUUUGCGAACAGGUUACAAUACUGCCAAAGGGGACUUGGUGAGAUCCAUCCUCUAUCCCCGACCUCUGAACUUCAAGCUAUACAACGAUGCCUUCAAGUUUAUAGUGUUCCUGGCCUUCCUUGGCAUUGUGGGUUUCUUCUAUGCCCUUGGUGUAUAUAUGUACCACGGAGUUUCUCCAAGAGACACGGCAACCAUGGCCCUGCUUCUCCUCACCGUGACUGUCCCUCCUGUGCUACCAGCUGCCCUGACCACAGGAAUCGUGUAUGCACAAAAGAGGCUGAAGAAAAAGAAAAUCUUCUGUAUUUCCCCACAGAGAAUCAAUAUGUGUGGACAAAUAAACCUCGUGUGCUUUGACAAAACUGGCACUCUUACGGAAGAUGGGCUGGACCUCUGGGGGACGGUCCCUACUGCUGACAACUGUUUUCAGGAAGUGAAUAGCUUUGCCUCAGGCAAGGCUUUGCCAUGGGGCCCGCUGUGUGCUGCCAUGGCCAGCUGCCACUCUCUGAUCCUUCUCAACGGGACCAUCCAAGGAGACCCACUGGACCUCAAAAUGUUUGAGGGCACUGCCUGGAUAAUGGAAGAUUGCGAUGCAGACUACCGCACAUUUGGGAUGCCAGGUUCAAACAUAAUAAUAAAGCCAGGACCAAAAGCCAGUUGGAGUCCCGUGGAAGCCAUAGCCAUCUUGCGCCAGUUUCCAUUUUCCUCAAGCCUGCAGAGGAUGUCUGUGGUCGCUCAGGUGGCAGGGGAGGAUCACUUCCAUGUGUACGUGAAGGGUGCCCCGGAGAUGCUGGCCAAGUUCUGCAAGUCUGAAACAGUACCCAAGAAUUUCCCACAGGAACUCAGGAAAUACACAAUACAAGGCUUCCGUGUCAUUGCUUUUGCCCAUAAAGGCUUGAAGAUGAAGAAGCUUUCAGAAGUAGAGAAUUUAGCCAGAGAGAAGGUGGAGUCAGACUUGACAUUUCUGGGACUUCUCAUAAUGGAGAAUCGCUUGAAAAAAGAAAGCAAGUCAGUCUUGAAGGAACUGCAUGAAGCCUGCAUCAGGACCGUGAUGAUUACUGGUGACAACCUUCAAACAGCGAUUACUGUGGCAAAGAAUUCUGAAAUGAUUCCUGGAGGAAGCCAAGUGAUCCUUGUUGAAGCCAAUGAACCAGAAGAUUUUGUUCCUGCCUCUGUGACUUGGCAGCUGGUUGAGAACCAGGAGAAUGGACCAGAGAAGAAUGAAACCUGCGUUAACAUUGGGAACAGUUCGGUGCCUGAUGGAGCGAGAGGGAGCUGUUACCAUUUUGCAAUGAGUGGGAAAUCCUACCAAGUGAUAUUUCAGCAUUUCAACAGCUUGCUUCCAAAAAUCCUGGUGAAUGGAACCAUUUUUGCAAGAAUGUCUCCUGGGCAGAAAUCUAGUCUUAUUGAAGAAUUUCAGAAAUUAAAUUACUACGUGGGCAUGUGCGGAGAUGGAGCUAAUGACUGUGGGGCUUUGAAAAUGGCUCAUGCAGGCAUUUCACUGUCAGAGCAGGAGGCAUCUGUGGCCUCCCCUUUCACCUCGAAAAUAGCCAACAUCGCGUGUGUGCCUCAUCUCAUCAGAGAAGGCCGAGCUGCUCUGGUUUCAUCCUUUGGGGUAUUUAAAUAUUUGACCAUGUAUGGCAUAAUCCAACUUAUUGGUGCAUCACUGCUCUAUUGGCAGCUACAGCUCUUUGGGAAUUACCAGUAUCUCAUGCAAGACGUAGCCAUUACCUUGAUGGUCUGUUUAACAAUGAGUUCAACUCAUGCCUACCCCAAACUGGCUCCUUACCGACCGGCAGGACAGCUCCUCUCUCCCCCUUUGCUGCUCUCAGUCUUUUUGAACACCUGUUUCACCUGCAUUGUGCAAAUCUGUGCAUUUCUCUAUGUGAAGCAGCAGCCCUGGUAUUGUGAGGUCUACAGAUACAGUAAGUGCUUUCUGGACAACCAAAGUAAUUUCUCAAUGAAUAUGAGUUUGGAGAGAAAUGGGACUGAAAGUGCAACGCUGAUUCCUGGUUCAGUUUUAAGUUUUGAGAGUACCACACUGUGGCCCCUCACCACCAUCAACUGUAUCACAGCAGCGUUUAUCUUCUCUAAGGGAAAGCCAUUUCGAAAACCCAUCUACACAAACUAUAUAUUCUCAUUUCUGCUGAUAUCUGCCUUGGGCCUCACAGUUUUCAUUCUGUUUUCUGACUUUCAAGAUAUAUAUCGUGGAAUGGAGUUCAUCCCAACACUGACCUCAUGGAGGGUUUCGAUUUUGGUGGCAGCCCUCACCCAAUUCUGUGUGGCCUUCCUCGUAGAGGAUUUCAUCCUUCAAAAUCGAAAGCUCUGGCUAUGGAUCAAAAAAGAAUUUGGAUUCUAUUCUAAAAGUCAAUAUAGGCACUGGCAAAAAACGCUGGCAGAAGAUUCCACCUGGCCUCCCACAAACAGAACGGAUUAUUCAGGCGAUGGUGAAAAUGGAUUCUACAUCAACCGUGGCUAUGAAAGCCCUGAACAGAUUCCAAAAGCGAAACUCGAGAUGGAAGGCCAAACCACAGAACAGCAUUUUUGGACCAGGCUGUAAUCAGAAUUAUUGUCAUAUGGGGUUAACAGCAUCUCCUUGCUCCCAGAAACUAACAUAUUGUGGAGAGGUGAUGACAGUCUACCUCUACCUUUCUUUAUCCAUCAGAGAAUUCAAGGUGCAUUUCUCGAUGUAUUGAACCUUGCAAAAAAGAACCUUAAAUAUGCUUAUUUUGACUGUAUCCUCCACUACUGAGGGAAAAACAUGAACUUCCUCGAUUGUCUUUUUUUUUUUUCCCCUUAAUAUUGCAUACCAUUAUCCUGGCGGAAAUGCCCAAGCUUUUAUGGUAGUGAAAUUAGUGGUAUGAACAUCAGUAGAAGGAAAAUUCAAGAAGAGUUUGGUCUUUGAAAGUUUCACCAAUAUAUCUUUAAUUCACAGACAAAUAAAAGAAUAUGGGGGGAAAAAGUCUUUCUAUCAAUAAAUUAUCACAAGUUUACUGAACCUUA
This is a messenger RNA of Herpailurus yagouaroundi (jaguarundi), 6100 nucleotides long. It is a transcript of the gene ATP13A5, whose product is annotated as ATPase 13A5. Gene Ontology annotation, cellular component: late endosome membrane. Gene Ontology annotation, molecular function: ATP binding; ATP hydrolysis activity; P-type ion transporter activity. Gene Ontology annotation, biological process: intracellular calcium ion homeostasis; polyamine transmembrane transport. Lineage: Eukaryota; Metazoa; Chordata; Mammalia; Carnivora; Felidae. The transcript has 30 exons. The record is from RefSeq and is a predicted model, not a curated record. The coding region runs from base 1998 to 5657 and encodes 1219 amino acids.